AGAGAGAGAGAGAGAGAGAGAGAGAGAGAGAGAGAGAGAGAGAGAGAGAGAGAGACUCUAGCCAACAUUACAGAAGAUAUGUGUGACGUCUUUUUUUAAUCACACAUCUAAAAAGGAAGUGUUGUGUUUCAGAUCGCUUUAACACACACACACAGCAGCUGCUACUUCUCCUGGCUCUCUGUACCCUCAGCCAGUCUGUUGUUGACCUGUCAGUGAGCAUGUCGGGUAGUAUUAGUGUUUGGAGGGUAGUGAGCUGGAUGGUGCUGGGCAUGGUUCUGGGGCUCAGUGGUGGGGGCUCAGCCCUGAAGAUCUGCACCUUCAACAUCCAGUCCUUUGGAGAGAAGAAAAUAGAGAAGCCAGAGGUGGUUGAUGUCAUAUUGGCUCUGAUCGCUCGCUGUGACAUCAUGCUGGUGAUGGAGAUUAAAGAUCUCAGUGCGAAGGCUUUCCCUCAGCUCAUGACUCAACUCAACAGUGACUACAGCUCCAGGAAGAAUGAGUAUAACUAUGUGAUCAGUGACAGACUGGGACGUAAGUCCUACAAGGAGCAGUACGCCUUUAUAUACAGACAGAGGCUGGUGUCAGUGAAGGAAGUGUACCAGUACCCUGACACCCAACCUGGAGAUGAGGAUGCCUUCUCCAGGGAACCUUUCAUCGUCUGGUUCUCUUCCCCCAAAACAGCCGUCCAGGACUUUGUGAUCAUCCCGAUCCACACCACUCCAGAGACGUCCGUCAGGGAGAUAAAUGAACUGUAUGAUGUGUUUCAAGAUGUCAAACAACGAUGGACCUCAAAGAAUGUGAUCAUCAUGGGCGACUUCAAUGCGGCCUGCGGCUACGUACCCAAGAAGCAGUGGAGCAGCAUCCGCCUGCGGUCUGACAGCAGCUUCCUGUGGCUGACGGGUGACAACAUCGACACCACCGUCAAGGAGUCCACAGACUGUGCCUAUGACAGGGUUGUCCUCCACGGGGACAAGAUGAUCCAGGCAGUCAACCCAACCUCUCUGGAUGUGUUUGACUUCAGACGGGCCUACGGACUAACCGAGCUACAGGCCCUGGCGGUGAGUGACCACUACCCAGUGUGCAUCACUGUGAAGGCCGCUCCGAGGAAUAAGGGUUAACGUCUUGUCCUCGUAACGGUACCAUCCUGACAACGUCUCGGUGUCCAUCGGUGGUCUGUGUGCGUCCUGCAGUGUUUGCUUUGCUCCAGUCCAGAGCCAUCAAGCUAAAGCUAAAUUAAUCAAUUAAUCCCAGAAGCAUGGUCACUGAGCUGCACUGUGUGCUUCAAGGUUAUUAUAGUUUUGUGUUUUAUAUUAGUUUUUAUUUCUAUUAGUAUUUUUUUUUUACUUAAUCUAGUAGUUUUUAUUCUAUUUGAGUUUUCUAAAAACAUUUCUAUUUGGUUUUUGAUAUGAUUUAGUUUUAGUGUUAGCCUGGGUGGCUAAUAGCUAGGAGGCAUGUAUGUGUUGUAGGUUGUAUUUCUAGUAGUCUCAGACCUAGAUUAUAGAUUAUUACAGAUUGCAUUACAGAUUAGAUGAUUACAGACCUAGACCAACAGACCUAGACCCAGAGCAACAGACCUAGAGCAACAGACCCAGAGCAACAGACCUAGACCCAGAGCAACAGACCUAGAGCAACAGACCUAGACCUAGAGCAACAGACCUAGAGCAACAGACCCAGAGCAACAGACCCAGAGCAACAGACCCAGAGCAACAGACCCAGAGCAACAGACCUAGACCCAGAGCAACAGACCUAGAGCAACAGACCCAGAGCAACAGACCUAGACCCAGAGCAACAGACCUAUAGCAACAGACCCAGAGCAACAGACCUAGAGCAACAGACCCAGAGCAACAGACCCAGAGCAACAGACCCAGAGCAACAGACCCAGAGCAACAGACCUAGACCCAGAGCAACAGACCUAGAGCAACAGACCCAGAGCAACAGACCUAGACCCAGAGCAACAGACCUAUAGCAACAGACCCAGAGCAACAGACCUAGACCCAGAGCAACAGACCUAGAGCAACAGACCCAGAGCAACAGACCCAGAGCAACAGACCUAGAGCAACAGACCUAGAGCAACAGACCUAGAGCAACAGACCCAGAGCAACAGACCCAGAGCAACCGACCUAGAGCAACAGACCUAGACAUAGAGCACCAGACCCAGAGCAACAGACCCAGAGCAACAGACCCAGAGCAACAGACCUAGAGCAACAGACCUAGAGCAACAGACCUAGAGCAACAGACCUAUAACAACAGACCUAGAGCAACAGACCCAGAGCAACAGACCCAAAGCAACAGACCCAGAGCAACAGACCCAGAGCAACAGACCCAGAGCAACAGACCCAGAGCAACAGACCUAGACCUAGAGCAACAGACCUAGAGCAACAGAUCUAGACCUAGAGCAACAGACCUAGAGCAACAUACCUAGAGCAACAGACCUAUAACAACAGACCUGGACAUAGAGCACCAGACCCAGAGCAACAGACCUAGAGCAACAUACCUAGACCUAGAGCAACAGACCCAGAGCAACAGACCCAGAGCAACAGACCUAGAGCAACAGACCCAGAGCAACAGACCUAGAGCAACAGACCCAGAGCAACAGACCUAGAGCAACAGACCCAGAGCAACAGACCUAGAGCAACAGACCCAGAGCAACAGACCCAGAGCAACAGACCUAGAGCAACAGACCCAGAGCAACAGACCUAGAGCAACAGACCCAGAGCAACAGACCCAGAGCAACCGACCUAGAGCAACAGACCUAGACCCAGAGCAACAGACCCAGAACAACAGACCCAGAGCAACCGACCUAGACCUAGAGCAACAGACCCAGAACAACAGACCUAGACCCAGAGCAACAGACCCAGAGCAUUUCACCUUUAUUUAACCAGGUAGGCCAGUUGAGAACAAGAUCUCAUUUACAAUUAUGACCUGGCCAAGAUAAAGCAAAGCAGUUCGACACAUACAACAACACAGAGUUACCCAUGGAGUAAAACAAAACAUACAGUCAAUAAUACAGUAGAAACAAGUAGUGAAGCUAGGCCUAUUGAAACAGACCUAGAGCAGCAGUACUAUGUCUGGGGAGGAUGUCUAGGCCUAUAACAGCAGCACUAUGUCUGGGGAGGAUGUCUAGGCCUAUUGAAUCAGACCUAUAACAGCAGCACUAUGUCUGGGGAGGAUGUCUAGGCCUAGAGCAGCAGCACUAUGUCUGGGGAGGACGUCUAGGCCUAGAGCAGCAGCACUAUGUCUGGGGAGGAUGUCUAGGCCUAUAACAGCAGCACUAUGUCUGGGGAGGAUGUCUAGGCCUAUAACAGCAGCACUAUGUCUGGGGAGGAUGUCUAGGCCUAUUGAAACAGCCCUAUAACAGCAGCACUAUGUCUGGGGAGGAUGUCUAGGCCUAUUGAAAUAGACCUAUAACAGCAGUACUAUGUCUGGGGAGGAUGUCUAGGCCUAUUGAAAUAGACCUAUAACAGCAGCACUAUGUCUGGGGAGGAUGUCUAGGCCUAUAACAGCAGCACUAUGUCUGGGGAGGAUGUCUAGACCUAUUGAAACAGACCUAUAACAGCAGCACUAUGUCUGGGGAGGAUGUCUAGACCUAUAACAGCAGUACUAUGUCUGGGGAGGAUGUCUAGGCCUAUUGAAACAGACCUAUAACAGCAGCACUAUGUCUGGGGAGGAUGUCUAGGCAUAUUGAAACAGACCUAUAACAGCAGCACUAUGUCUGGGGAGGAUGUCUAGGCCUAGAGCAGCAGCACUAUGUCUGGGGAGGAUGUCUAGGCCUAGAGCAGCAGCACUAUGUCUGGGGAGGAUGUCUAGGCCUAUAACAGCAGCACUAUGUCUGGGGAGGAUGUCUAGGCCUAGAGCAGCAGCACUAUGUCUGGGGAGGAUGUCUAGGCCUAUAACAGCAGCACUAUGUCUGGGGAGGAUGUCUAGGCCUAUAACAGCAGUACUAUGUCUGGGGAGGAUGUCUAGGCCUAUUGAAACAGACCUAUAACAGCAGCACUAUGUCUGGGGAGGAUGUCUAGGCCUAUAACAGCAGCACUAUGUCUGGGGAGGAUGUCUAGGCCUAUAACAGCAGUACUAUGUCUGGGGAGGAUGUCUAGGCCUAUAACAGCAGUACUAUGUCUGGGGAGGAUGUCUAGGUCUAUUGAAACAGACCUAUAACAGCAGCACUAUGUCUGGGGAGGAUGUCUAGGCCUAUUGAAACAGCACUAUGUCUGGGGAGGAUGUCUAGGCCUAUAACAGCAGUACUAUGUCUGGGGAGGAUGUCUAGACCUAUAACAGCAGCACUAUGUCUGGGGAGGAUGUCUAGACCUAUAACAGCAGCACUAUGUCUGGGGAGGAUGUCUAGACCUAUAACAGCAGCACUAUGUCUGGGGAGGAUGUCUAGGCCUAUAACAGCAGUACUAUGUCUGGGGAGGAUGUCUAGGCCUAUUGAAACAGUACUAUGUCUGGGGAGGAUGUCUAGACCUAUAACAGCAGCACUAUGUCUGGGGAGGAUGUCUAGGCCUAUUGAAACAGACCUAUAACAGCAGCACUAUGUCUGGGGAGGAUGUCUAGGCCUAUAACAGCAGUACUAUGUCUGGGGAGGAUGUCUAGACCUAUUGAAACAGACCUAUAACAGCAGUACUAUGUCUGGGGAGGAUGUCUAGGCCUAUUGAAACAGACCUAUAACAGCAGUACUAUGUCUGGGGAGGAUGUCUAGGCCUAUUGAAACAGACCUAUAACAGCAGUACUAUGUCUGGGGAGGAUGUCUAGGCCUAUAACAGCAGUACUAUGUCUGGGGAGGAUGUCUAGGCCUAUAACAGCAGCACUAUGUCUGGGGAGGAUGUCUAGGCCUAUAACAGCAGCACUAUGUCUGGGGAGGAUGUCUAGGCCUAUAACAGCAGCACUAUGUCUGGGGAGGAUGUCUAGGCCUAUUGAAACAGACCUAUAACAGCAGCACUAUGUCUGGGGAGGAUGUCUAGGCCUAUAACAGCAGUACUAUGUCUGGGGAGGAUGUCUAGGCCUAUUGAAACAGACCUAUAACAGCAGCACUAUGUCUGGGGAGGAUGUCUCGGUCUAUUGAAACAGACCUAUAACAGCAGCACUAUGUCUGGGGAGGAUGUCUAGGCCUAUAACAGCAGUACUAUGUCUGGGGAGGAUGUCUAUGGGCCUAUAACAGCAGUACUAUGUCUGGGGAGGAUGUCUAGGCCUAUUGAAACAGACCUAUAACAGCAGCACUAUGUCUGGGGAGGAUGUCUAGGCCUAUAACAGCAGUACUAUGUCUGGGGAGGAUGUCUAGGCCUAUAACAGCAGUACUAUGUCUGGGGAGGAUGUCUAGGCCUAUAACAGCAGCACUAUGUCUGGGGAGGAUGUCUAGGCCUAUAACAGCAGCACUAUGUCUGGGGAGGAUGUCUAGGCCUAUAACAGCAGCACUAUGUCUGGGGAGGAUAUCUAGGCCUAUUGAAACAGUACUAUGUCUGGGGAGGAUGUCUCGACCUAUAACAGCAGCACUAUGUCUGGGGAGGAUGUCUAGGCCUAUUGAAACAGACCUAUAACAGCAGCACUAUGUCUGGGGAGGAUGUCUAGGCCUAUAACAGCAGUACUAUGUCUGGGGAGGAUGUCUAGGCCUAUUGAAACAGACCUAUAACAGCAGUACUAUGUCUGGGGAGGAUGUCUAGGCCUAUAACAGCAGUACUAUGUCUGGGGAGGAUGUCUAGGCCUAUAACAGCAGUACUAUGUCUGGGGGGGAUGUCUAGGCCUAUUGAAACAGACCUAUAACAGCAGCACUAUGUCUGGGGAGGAUGUCUAGGCCUAUAACAGCAGCACUAUGUCUGGGGAGGAUGUCUAGGCCUAUAACAGCAGCACUAUGUCUGGGGAGGAUGUCUAGGCCUAUUGAAACAGACCUAUAACAGCAGCACUAUGUCUGGGGAGGAUGUCUAGGCCUAUAACAGCAGCACUAUGUCUGGGGAGGAUGUCUAGGCCUAUAACAGCAGCACUAUGUCUGGGGAGGAUGUCUAGGCCUAUAACAGCAGCACUAUGUCUGGGGAGGAUGUCUAGGCCUAUAACAGCAGUACUAUGUCUGGGGAGGAUGUCUAGGCCUAUUGAAACAGACCUAUAACAGCAGCACUAUGUCUGGGGAGGAUGUCUAAGCCUAUAACAGCAGUACUAUGUCUGGGGAGGAUGUCUAGGCCUAUAACAGCAGUAUUAUGUCUGGGGAGGAUGUCUAGGCCUAUUGAAACAGACCUAUAACAGCAGCACUAUGUCUGGGGAGGAUGUCUAGGCCUAUAACAGCAGUACUAUGUCUGGGGAGGAUGUCUAGGCCUAUAACAGCAGUACUAUGUCUGGGGAGGAUGUCUAGGCCUAUUGAAACAGACCUAUAACAGCAGCACUAUGUCUUGGGAGGAUGUCUAGGCCUAUUGAAACAGACCUAUAACAGCAGCACUAUGUCUGGGGAGGAUGUCUAGGCCUAUAACAGCAGCACUAUGUCUGGGGAGGAUGUCUAGGCCUAUAACAGCAGUACUAUGUCUGGGGAGGAUGUCUAGGCCUAUUUAAACAGACCUAUAACAGCAGCACUAUGUCUGGGGAGGAUGUCUAGGCCUAUAACAGCAGUACUAUAUCUGGGGAGGAUGUCUAGGCCUAUAACAGCAGCACUAUGUCUGGGGAGGAUGUCUAGGCCUAUAACAGCAGCACUAUGUCUGGGGAGGAUGUCUAGGCCUAUAACAGCAGUACUAUGUCUGGGGAGGAUGUCUAGGCCUAUUGAAACAGACCUAUAACAGCAGCACUAUGUCUGGGGAGGAUGUCUAGGCCUAUAACAGCAGCACUAUGUCUGGGGAGGAUGUCUAGGUCUAUUGAAACAGACCUAUAACAGCAGCACUAUGUCUGGGGAGGAUGUCUAGGCCUAUAACAGCAGUACUAUGUCUGGGGAGGAUGUCUAGGCCUAUAACAGCAGUACUAUGUCUGGGGAGGAUGUCUAGGCCUAUAACAGCAGUACUAUGUCUGGGGAGGAUGUCUAGGCCUAUAACAGCAGUACUAUGUCUGGGGAGGAUGUCUAGGCCUAUUGAAACAGUACUAUGUCUGGGGAGGAUGUCUAGGCCUAUUGAAACAGACCUAUAACAGCAGCACUAUGUCUGGGGAGGAUGUCUAGGCCUAUUGAAACAGUACUAUGUCUGGGGAGAAUGUCUAGGCCUAUUGAAACAGUACUAUGUCUGGGGAGGAUGUCUAGGCCUAUAACAGCAGCACUAUGUCUGGGGAGGAUGUCUAGGCCUAUAACAGCAGUACUAUGUCUGGGGAGGAUGUCUAGGCCUAUAACAGCAGCACUAUGUCUGGGGAGGAUGUCUAGGUCUAUUGAAACAUUACCUGACAGAUUCAGAAGCUUGAAAAA
Messenger RNA from Oncorhynchus gorbuscha (pink salmon), 7354 nucleotides. RefSeq names its product deoxyribonuclease gamma-like. The record is from RefSeq and is a predicted model, not a curated record. Gene Ontology annotation, cellular component: nucleus. Gene Ontology annotation, molecular function: DNA nuclease activity. Gene Ontology annotation, biological process: DNA catabolic process. The coding region runs from base 219 to 1115 and encodes 298 amino acids. Lineage: Eukaryota; Metazoa; Chordata; Actinopteri; Salmoniformes; Salmonidae. The transcript has 8 exons.